GCCGGCGUGGACCCGCAGGACGGGCUCGAGGCCGAGGGCGGCGUCGACAGCGCCAUGCUUCCUCCGGGCGCCGAGGACGAGGAGGGAUCUCGACGGCCAUCUCGGCGAGAAGUGGGCGACGAGGAGGUCGACGAGGAUCUCGACGAGGAGCAGCUGGCCGAGCUGGAGGCCCUCGAGGACGAGGAAGAGGAGGAAGAGGUGGAGGAGGAGCCUAAGGUCGAUCCGACGAGACGAUCGAGCUGAGGGAGAAGCGCGAAGAGCUCAUCGGUCUGGAGGAGCGCGCGAAGCAGCGCCAGAAGGAGCUGCAGGCCCGGGUUGCUCAAGAGGAGAUCGCAGGAGAAGGCCUACGACGCCGCGGAGAAGCAGUCGGAGGGUAAGGUGACAGACCACAAAUACGAGAACGCACUCCAGAAUGUACACAAAGUGCGGUUGAAGUUGCGUCUUCAGCAGGUGAAGGCCGCGCGCAUGAGCGACGUGUUGAAGGGCCAGCUGGAGACCAAGCGUCAGAAGGCCAUCGAGUGCCGCGACUCGUUCCAGGAGUUCAAGCGGCAGGUGGCAAAGCACGCGGAAUAUGCGCGCACGGGCAAAGGAUCCCGGACAAGAUACUACAGGAAGUCGAAGAGUUCGAGCUUGACAAGGACGCAGAAGUGGAGAAGGUGCGCGGCUCCAACACAUCCUUGAAAAAUAGGCUUGCCAAGCUCGAGCAGCUCUUGCGCAAGAAGGACGAGCUAGCAGCAAAUUUGCACGUGAUCGAUUUCGAGCAGCUCAAGAUCGAGAUCCAGACACUCAACGAGAAAAUCGAGGAGCGCAACGAGGAGUUGCACAAGCUGAGGAAGAAGACAAUUUCCACAGUGCAGAUCAUCACCCACAUGCGGGAGAAGUUGCAGUUCGUCCAGCAGGAGUACGGAGUCCUGAAGCGGGAGCUUGCACAGCUCGACCAGGACCUUGCCGCGCAGCGCGAGCUUGUCGCGAAGACCAAGCACGAACGCGAUGAUCACAGGUCCGAGUACGCCAAGCUGCGACAGCAGACGGGCAUCACCAACUCGGAGAAUUUAGCGAAGGACUACGAGCAGCGUGCGGAGCACAUCAAGACGCUGAAGGAUGAGAUCGGCGCGCUGAAGAAGCGCCAUUCGCAGAUGGCGCAGUUCAUCAAAAAGGCAGAGGCCGCGAACACCGCGCUGACCAUGUGAGCGGCACGGCGGCGGCCCGCGUUUCCGCACGCGGGUCAGUUCCCCCCCUGUUGUUGUCGGGGCAUCCCCCUCGCGCGCGGGACCUUGCCCGCCUGGCCGCCAGGAUCGGCUUGCUGUCUGCCGCUGACGGCAGCCUGGA
Messenger RNA from Prorocentrum cordatum, 1329 nucleotides. The record is from the annotation of a GenBank genome assembly. Lineage: Eukaryota; Dinophyceae; Prorocentrales; Prorocentraceae.